Molecule: messenger RNA, 1220 nt
Organism: Thamnophis sirtalis
Lineage: Eukaryota; Metazoa; Chordata; Lepidosauria; Squamata; Natricidae
Source: RefSeq, a predicted model, not a curated record
GCAGGGUUGACAGCGCGAGACCCAGGGCACCGGAGAACGUGCCAGAUGUGGACAAAGCCACACCUUGCCAUUUGCGCACUGUCUGUCCCCAUUUGGUUGAGCUCCAGAUGUGUGCCGUGCCUCCUUUGGGCCGCAGGGGGCGGUAGACUCUGGCGGAAAAAAGACAAAUGCGCCGGACUCCUGAAUUGAGAAAAAUCAACAUGAAAGGCGAAGAAACUCGACAGCGGAGAAAGGAAGGCCGAACCAGGAAUGGAGAGCGAUCCAGGCCGAAAGCAAAGAGCAAGAGUAAACACAAAGAGAGCAAACUUGGCAGCCAGGGCACAGAGGAUGGCCCUUUGCUCCUGCCUCAGAAGCAGCCUCCCGAGGCAAAAGUGGCCAUGGCAAAACUACAGGAGGAAUCAACCUUGGCAAUUGGCCUCCAGGUGCUCCUGCCUUACCUGCUGGCAGGCAUGGGCAUGGUCCUGGCGGGAAUGGUCUUGGAUUAUAUUCAGCACUGGAAAGUAUUCAUUAAAAUCAGAGAAAUGUUUAUUCUGAUUCCAGCCCUGAUUGGUUUGAAAGGCAACCUUGAAAUGACCUUGGCAUCUAGACUUUCUACAGCUGCUAAUACUGGCCGGAUGGAUAAUACACAGGAAAAAUGGAAAAUGGCUAUUUGCAAUAUGGCCUUGAUUCAGGUACAGGCCACUGUGAUAGGCCUUCUGGCAGCUGUAGCAGCAAUCCUUCUAGGCGCACUCUCUAAUGGGUAUUUGGAACUGAACCAUGCCGUUGUGUUGUGUGCCAGCAGCCUGACAACAGCAUUUGUAGCUGCCUUUUUUCUUGGAUUGUUGAUGAUUGGUGUGAUCAUUGGAGCAAGAAAGAUUGGGAUAAAUCCAGAUAAUGUUGCUACUCCUAUAGCUGCAAGCCUUGGAGAUUUGAUUACUCUUAGUCUGCUGGCUGGAAUUAGCAGUAUUCUCUUCAGAUAUAUAGAUGUAACAUACCUGUCCCCUAUGGUCUGUACUAUUUUCAUUGUUUUGAUUCCUUUGUGGAUUGCUAUUGCGCGGCAGAGUCCUCCCGUUGCCGAAGUCUUGAAGACUGGAUGGCAGCCAAUUAUAAUUGCAAUGAUCAUCAGCAGGUGUUGGUGGCAAUUUGGUGGCUAUCCAGGCCAGUCGCAUCUCCACGUUUCUCCAUUUCUGGAGCAUGCCUGGAGUCCUGCCACAGAAAAUGAGGCAGCAUUGGCCUAAUCC